Hermetia illucens (black soldier fly) is the source of this 2080-nucleotide messenger RNA. Its product is annotated as CUE domain-containing protein 1. The record is from RefSeq and is a predicted model, not a curated record. Gene Ontology annotation, molecular function: ubiquitin binding. Lineage: Eukaryota; Metazoa; Arthropoda; Insecta; Diptera; Stratiomyidae. The transcript is spliced from 3 exons. The coding region runs from base 286 to 1041 and encodes 251 amino acids.
UUCGAUCUGUCAAAAUCACUCCCGAAAACCGAGUGCGAAGUGCAUUUACGUAGUACUCCCAUUGGUCGGCUCAGCUGAUUAAAAACAUCGUGAAAAAGCAAAUAUUUGCCUCCGCUUAUCGCGAGACCAAAAACAAGCAACGAUGCGGCGCUUAUCUCGUGCGCGCUGUUAAAGAAAUCUCACCGCUCGGAAUCUCUGUUGAAUCUCAUCCACGAGCUUUGUCCGCGGCCACAAGUUUUAGGUGCUAAGUGACUCCAAUUAGGAAGAGGAUUGAGACAAGCGAGGAUGGCCUCCACAAUGCAACUGGAAUUCUCGCAGGCCAUGUCCGACUUCAAAGUGAUGUUCCCGGAGAUGGACAGGGACGUGAUCGAGGCGGUGCUCAGGGCGAAUCACGGGGCCGUGGACGCGACGAUUGAUCAGCUGCUGGCUAUGAGUAUUGAUAAUCAGAACGAGAGUUUGCGCAAUGAAAUGGAGAAGACAACACCAACUCGGAAACCGGCCGAGGAAUCGUCACGGCAAGAUCCCGCGGAUUUCGUCAUACCAAGUCUGGCUCGGCGCAAACCAUCCAACCCGCAGCGGUCUCUGCUCGACGAGGACAACGUGCAAGAAAAAGAGCCUGACGGAGCCGCAGCUCCUGACUCAACACGACGUUGGAAUCCUCCAAUGCUCCUUCCGUUGCCGACAGAGUUCCUUCGUAUGACUUACGAUGAAGCGAUUCGAGUUGAUUUCGAUCUUCCAGACGAGCAUUUCGCCAAAAUGCUGCAAAACAAGGAGUUCAUGAAGCAGCUGCGUUGGAACCAGGAGUUUAUGAACGCGCUGGGGACAGAGCAAGAAAUCAAGGGUCGCCACGAGGACGACGCUGCAUUCAAGGAGCGGCUCAAACACAUGGGCCAGGUAUCUCGCCGGAAAUUUCUGCAACUGGCGCGGGUGUUCGCCUGGCAGAAAAACAAGAAACCUAGCAUUCUGCGAUCUCACUCGGAAGCGCAACCACUCAAAGAGGAGCCCAGCGACGAAGAGGGAGAAGUCGAGACUCGGAAGUAAAUGGACUGUAAAACGUGCAAUGAUAUUUUUAGAAUUUAGGGAGUUUUAAGAAAAAGCAUUUUAUCUGUUGCGAUGUUCAAACAUUUCCUUUGGAACUUAUUCUCAUUUUACCCUCAGAAAGCCAUUCUUAGUUGUAACACGAUUGGAGUGCCAACGGGCAUCGGUUUUGACUUUGUCCUCAAACACAUGUGCGAUAUCCUAAAGUAUAAAAUGUAAACUAAGCGAAAAGGCUGGCUAAUUGUAAGAAACGAAAACGGUUUUAUAUGUCGCCCUCAUAUUUUUUAUUACGGAAUCUUGCAAGCAUGUUUUUAUACAAACUGCCGCGUGCUGCAUGCGGCAUUGUUAGUGAUAUUUUCUCAAUUGUUUUAAGUAUUUUUUUGAUGUGCAAUGAAAUUUGUUUUCGGCGGACUUGCCCACUCGAGGGCGGGGUCGCAGCAUAACAAAAUACCCCAAGUUAUCCAUAUCUAGUUAAUAUGAGAGUAAUUAGGCUAAGGAUUAUCUAAAUCAAGUGCGGGAAGCGACACGAAAUGUUUGGGUUGCGGUGCUUCCCCUCCACAUCAAAACCUCUUUUAGAAAAAGUCGGGUGAGGCAAAAUAUACGAUGGGCGGAAAGUUACGACUACAGAACUGAAUCUCAUUCAUAAUUAGCAUAGAAUUUACGUAAUAUUUGAAAUGUCAGAGGAGGCAGAGGAGAUGUUAACAAAUUCAGCUUUAAUUUUUACGUUUACGUUGUUGCAAUAUUGAUUGACGCGUGGCUGGCAAGCGACCGGACCGCAGAUGUUCUCGGUUCUCGGUUGGUGUGCAACCGCAAUAGCUCACUCAGCAUUUUAGUUCUCGCAUUUAAACCAGUAACUAUGAUAUUGUUGUUGAAAUGUUUGUUUAACCUUGCAUUUAAGUGUAAAUUAUUUUCGACUGCGAAAUGUAGACUCUACUGUAUUUAGCGACCGCAAUACUACCUUCUGCUAAAGUAAUCUCAAUUUGUUUUCGAAGUAACACUAAGGAAAAUCAUUAAAAAAUAUUUGAAAGUAUAACAAUAAAAA